CAUAAUGUUUCGUUUACGUUUGACUGCAUAGUAUAAACCUAAAACUUUACUAGGUAUUUCACAUCAUUUUUCAUCACGAAGAUUUUCCAACUGUCCAAAGAUCGUGCUUCACUCAAUUUCAUGUUAUAUCGUUAUCAGUUUAUCAAGUUGUAAAGUUGUCAGUACAAGGCACUAAUUACAUAGUACCUAUUGACUACUCAGUACUCACUACUCACUAGUCACUGAGCACCAUAGAGAGUAACUCGGGUCUCAGACGUCUCAGUUCGUCAGUCGUCACGGACCACAAACCUUGACGGUCGGCCGACGACCGAAUAAAUGUCGAUGGACGUCGGACGACGUACAUUCGAGACUUCCUUUCGAGGCUGACCCGAAUAGAUAUUUGCGGAUCAUAAGCCCGCCGAACAUCGUACGCGAACGACCGUCCUGUCCGAUCCGCACACAAACUCGCUAAGUAUCUGCCCUUUGCAAAGCCCACCUGUACCUGCUACGUACCGAUCUGAAAUGAGUUUACCCGAGGGAGCCGCUGCGGCCGGAACGCCAUCUACGAUUUCGUUGGAUUCGCUCCCCAUCGAGGUAUUCCUAAUGAUUUGUGAACGCAUCGAUGCUGACACUUUGAUUAGGUCAUUGAUGUAUGUCAACAAACAGUUCUACGACAUAAUCAGUGACAAUUACCUGUGGAAGAAAAGAGCAAUUGGUAAAUUUAACGAUUGCAAUGUGGCGUUCAUGUUGACAAGCGCUUACAAUGAAAACACAUUUAAUUGGAAGCAAUUUGCCUGGCACGCAGAAUUGGAAGACAGUUGUUGGAGCCAAUAUGAGACAAAAACCACUACCACUGUUUUUAGUGGAGCUCAUUUUUCUGAAGUGGAUGCCGUCAUUAUGGCAAAAGAUGGUAAUCAUUGCAUGUCUGCAUCUAGAGAUCGUUCUAUAUGCAUGUGGAACACGACGGGUGCAGUAGAUAACCCUGUUGUACACAAAGUAGACAGCCAUUUAGGAUGGGUAUGGGAUUUAGGAAUUUAUGAUGAAGAUCAUUUUUUAUCGUGUUCUUGGGAUUCAAAAGUCAAAUUAUGGAAUACGAGCAACUUCACGUCAUCAUCACUACCAAUACACACAUUUAGUACUGAUGCAGCUGUGUUGUCAAUUACAAGCAAAGAAAAUUUUGUUGCUGCUGGACUUUAUUGUCCUAAGAUAAUUGCAUUUGAUCCCCGAGAACCUGAAAAACGACUCUUUGAACUAUUAAAUUCUCAUACACGUAGUAUUAUUGAUUUAUGCUUAAUAGAAGAUAAUUAUUUAAUAUCACUGAGUGAAGACAAAACUGUAUCUGUUUGGGAUUUGCGUACAAAUAAUAAUGUUAAAUCUAUGUACCUCUCUAAACAGGGCAGUAGAUUUCCAAUGUGUGCUUCUUACUAUGACAAUAUUCUAUUUAUUGGCGAUAAUAGAGAUUGUAUGUACUGGUUGGACUGUUCACAUGGAUUGUAUAAUGUUCUUGAGACUGUAAAACUUGCAAAGCCUUUAAAUAAUUGCCGUAACUACAAGCUUAAUUGCAUUAAAUGUACUAAUUACGGCAGUAUUAUAACUGGGGGCAAUGAAGGAGUUGUUUACAUUUUAACUCCAACAAAUCCUCCUAAAGUUAUAACCAAAAUUGUUGAUUCCGGUUCAGAAAUAACUUCAAUUGACUACCAAAAUGAUACUUUAGUUGUCGGAUAUGUCAGUAGUGAUGUUCAAGUGUGGAAAAAAAAAUAGUCAUAUCUGUGAUACCCAAAUAUAAUUCAUUGUUCUUAAACUCAAUUAUAUAUAAUACAUAAUUGUAAAUAUUUAUUUUUUUA
Messenger RNA from Myzus persicae (green peach aphid), 1823 nucleotides. RefSeq names its product F-box/WD repeat-containing protein 9-like. Gene Ontology annotation, molecular function: protein binding. Gene Ontology annotation, cellular component: preribosome, large subunit precursor; nucleolus. The record is from RefSeq and is a predicted model, not a curated record. NCBI's taxonomy places the organism in Eukaryota, Metazoa, Arthropoda, Insecta, Hemiptera, Aphididae. Gene Ontology annotation, biological process: ribosomal large subunit assembly. The transcript is spliced from 8 exons. The coding region runs from base 502 to 1740 and encodes 412 amino acids.